Drosophila suzukii is the source of this 522-nucleotide messenger RNA. Lineage: Eukaryota; Metazoa; Arthropoda; Insecta; Diptera; Drosophilidae. The record is from RefSeq and is a predicted model, not a curated record.
ACUUUCGUGUUUUUUGGGUACCACUCGAUAUUGGGGCUUCAACUAUUUAAUCGAUCAAGCCGCACCGCCCCAACAAAUAGAAGUGGGUUUUUUUUUCGAUCAACCCCGUAUUUUAGCGAAGUCAGGUGGAAUAUUUUCAUUCAUGUGUAAGCCAUUAUUAGUUGAGACUUAUUUUUGCAAUAUAUUCCUAGAGUGUGGAUACAAUUACGAAAGGCUGCAGUACAUUAGUGCUUCAGAUCUUGAUUUAAUAUUUUCCAAGAGAGAACAUCUUGGUCUGAAAUCCGAGUUCCGUGAGAAGCUCCAAAAAUGGAAGCGAGCACAACACAUUGAUGUCUGCGCAGGGGAUACGACACCAACAUAUAAAGAAAAGCCUUCCCGCCACUUAGCUUUAACCGUUACGCAUACACAUUUGAAGCGUGGAGAGAGGGGAAAGCUUUCUGGAGCUUCAACCGGUGUCGCUGUCUUCCGCUCAUUCGUCCAUUCACUGCCAAAGUGGUAGCAACGGUGCGGGUGAAAGUUGCU